AUGUUUAUAGUCGUCCUUUUUGGAGAUUCCCAACAGGAACUCUUCAACCCAAAUUGUAAAAAUAUAUUGCUGAUAGAAAACAUAAAGAAACGCUGCAACUGCAAAGAAAAAGACACUAUAGAUUUGGCAGAAGAAAGUGGUGCCGUGAAAAGCAUGAAUGAAAGGCCAUCAGAGCAGUUCGCUAGUGAAUAUUUAGAGUAUCGGCGAACAUAUAUUUUGGUCGAAGUUAAACGUGAGUGA
Dendronephthya gigantea is the source of this 240-nucleotide messenger RNA. RefSeq lists its product as uncharacterized. The record is from RefSeq and is a predicted model, not a curated record. Lineage: Eukaryota; Metazoa; Cnidaria; Anthozoa; Malacalcyonacea; Nephtheidae. The transcript is spliced from 3 exons. Bases 1 to 240 code for a protein of 79 amino acids.